Messenger RNA from Trichoplusia ni (cabbage looper), 1333 nucleotides. RefSeq lists its product as uncharacterized. Gene Ontology annotation, biological process: DNA integration. Lineage: Eukaryota; Metazoa; Arthropoda; Insecta; Lepidoptera; Noctuidae. Gene Ontology annotation, molecular function: nucleic acid binding. The record is from RefSeq and is a predicted model, not a curated record.
GGCCCCAUGCAGGAAUACCGAACACGGCGGCGAGUCGUUUACAGCGGUGGGCCAUUAAACUAUCAGCUUACGAUUUUAAUAUAGAGUACAUUCGAUCAGAUAAAAACACGGCAGAUAUUUUGUCUAGGUUAAUUAGCACUCAUAAAGAAGGGGUUAUUAGUGAAGAAUUAGACACACCUGAACAAACGUAUUUACACUUUGCCGCGGAAGCAUUGUUAUUAGAUUAUCAAACGUUAAAAAAAGAAACCGUUUCGGAUAGUGUAUUGAGCAGAGUAGCCAGAUAUAUAAACGAUGGCUGGCCGGUCGAGGUCGAAAUGAAAGAAUUAAAACCAUAUUUUAACCGUAGAAAGGAAUUAUAUAUUGAGCUAGGGUGUGUAAUGUGGGGACAUAGGCUAGUAAUUCCUAGUACGUGUAGGAAUAAAGUGAUCGCUGAGCUUCAUGAGAGUCACAUGGGCAUAGUCAAAACUAAAUCGUUAGCGCGAAGUUACGUAUGGUGGCCGGGAAUAGACGAGGCACUAGAGACAGCAUGUUGCAGCUGCACCGUGUGCGCUGAAGUGGCGGACGCACCACCUGCGCAUGCGCCCCGCGCCUGGCCGUGGCCAGAUCGACCGUGGACCAGGAUACACGUAGACUUCUUAGGACCGGUAGCCGGUCUUACUUAUCUAGUGGUAGUCGAUGCACAUUCAAAGUGGAUUGAAGCUAUUAGAAUGCUGAGCACCACAUCGCAAGCGGUAAUAAAAGAAUUACGAGAGAUGUGGGCGAGAUUUGGGUUACCUAAACAAUUGGUUAGUGAUAAUGGCCCUCCGUUUUUCAGUGGAGAAUUUCAGCAAUUCUUAAAUAAUAAUGGUAUAGAACAUAUAUUUUCGGCACCUUAUCACCCAGCUUCUAAUGGGGCAGCGGAAAACGCUGUUAAAAUUUGUAAAAAGAGCAUUAAAAAGGCGAUUAAAUCGAAAUCCGACGUACACUCCACAUUGUGUCGUUUUCUGCUGGCGUACAGAAACACACCACACUAUACAACCGGGGAAAGCCCCGCCAAGAUGUUAUUAGGGCGCAACUUGCGCAUGCGGUUAGAUUGUUUGAAACCAGACCAGAAGGCACUUAUUAGAGCUCGCCAAGAGACAGUAGAAGCUACAUCGAGUGGCGUCACAAGACAGUUUAAUCCGGGGGACCUUGUAUGGUUCAGAGAAUACCGUAGCUCAAACAAGUGGUCUGCAGGGACUGUUAUAGAGAAAACAGGUAGUACAGAUUAUAAUGUUAAAUCUAUCCACGGCACUGAGGUGCAUAGACACAUUGACCAACUAAAACCAAGAGUGAUAAAUAGGACAGCUAGGCU